Messenger RNA from Cololabis saira (Pacific saury), 2269 nucleotides. RefSeq names its product Kv channel-interacting protein 1. The transcript has 8 exons. Bases 161 to 838 code for a protein of 225 amino acids. Gene Ontology annotation, biological process: regulation of potassium ion transmembrane transport. Gene Ontology annotation, molecular function: transmembrane transporter binding; calcium ion binding; potassium channel regulator activity. The record is from RefSeq and is a predicted model, not a curated record. Gene Ontology annotation, cellular component: voltage-gated potassium channel complex. NCBI's taxonomy places the organism in Eukaryota, Metazoa, Chordata, Actinopteri, Beloniformes, Belonidae.
GACACAGUGAAAGGAAAAGACUAUACUCUCCUGUGCCAGCGUUGAUUCACUCACUGCACCGGAGGAAGUUGUGUAAUCUGCCACUUUCAUCUGAGAGGGUUAUUUCAGCUCCUGGUGGUCUUGACUCGCACUUGGAAGCCCCUGCCCUGCUGUGUCCAGGAUGGCAGGGUGUGCCAGGCGCUGCAAACAGGGACUUGUCAAGUUUGCCUUGACCCUCCACAAAUUGGUUACCGGGAGUCUCAUAAAAGAUAAAGUAGAUGAUGACUUUGAGAUGACCAUCGUGUGCCAUCGUCCGGAGGGCCUCGACCAGCUGGAAGCUCAAACCAACUUCAGUAAAAGAGAACUCCAGGUGCUCUACAGGGGCUUCAAAAAUGAGUGUCCAAGUGGUGUUGUAAAUGAGGAUACGUUCAAGCAAAUAUACUCCCAGUUCUUCCCACAUGGAGAUGCCAGCACCUAUGCGCACUACCUGUUCAAUGCGUUUGACGCAGGACACACGGGAUCCAUAAAGUUCGAGGAUUUUGUGACAGCGCUGUCCAUCCUGCUGAGGGGUUCCAUCACCGAGAAGCUGCAGUGGACCUUUAACCUGUACGACAUCAACAGAGACGGAUACAUCAACAAGGAGGAGAUGACGGACAUCGUCAGAGCAAUAUAUGACAUGAUGGGGAAAUAUACUUAUCCUGUCUUGAAAACCGAUGCUCCCAAACAGCAUGUGGACGCCUUCUUUCAGAAAAUGGACAAAAACAGAGAUGGUGUCGUUACUCUUGAUGAAUUCAUCCUUUCUUGCCAAGAGGAUGAAAACAUCAUGAGGUCCCUACAGCUCUUCGAAAAUGUCAUCUAGACUAUAAACAUGAGAGAGAUGGAGCCACUGAUGAAAGCACAGCAGGAAGGGAGAGGAAUGAAGAAAGAUGAGAAGGAGAACAAGAGAUGAGAAGAAUCUGAGGGGAAAAAAUGGAAAAGCUAGUCAUGUGAGGGAAGAAAGACAAGGAAUUUUAACUGCCACACUGGGUUUGACAUUUUGCAACACAACUGUUUGGAUAGCGUCUUGCUUGAGAAAUGUAUGUUGAAAAAGCCCUCACUGGUUUCAGAAAAUGUCCUUUAGGCUUCAUUUAAUCUUUUCGUGACUGUCUACCUCGUCUCCAUCUCCUUUGUUUGUUGAAGUUGUGAAGGUCGUUGCCGUCCAGGACCAUGAGUACUUCAUGCCACAUGUGUAAAUAUACUCCCUCUUCUCAGUUUAGGCCUGGUGUUUUACGGUAACUGUUAUCAGGCAGGAUUGAAACUUCCAAAAGCAGCUUACAGGUGAAACAGCACUGUUUUCUCAUUCGUGACUUAAAUGAUAGCUGGUUUCAUCACAAAUAUGAGUGUCAAUAGCUACAACAAACAUAGGCAAUAUUGUGAAGCAUGCAGGACAGCAGCCCACAGCAUAUUCAAAGCCAUUUAUAUGCCAAACUUGGUCACAGUAUACUCUUGUUAAAUGCUUGAAUUGGAGAAUCCAGGUCUGUGUGCAGCAUCUCACCUGUUUCAGAUUCAACUCAAGCCUGUGGAUUUGCAGCACUGAGCUCUGACAACUAGUGUGUACAUGUUUCGUCGAAAUGUUUGAAUGUUCUAACCAUUCGGCUGUAGAUAAUACUGUUUUUGUGGCUUCUUCUUUUGUGUCUGUCUGUUUAUGGUUCUGAUACCUGUCGGUCCUUCUGUCUGCCUGACACUGUUCAAUUAAGAGCCCCUUUACUGGCCUGCAGAUAUACAGUAAGGCACAAUGAUGGAAUUUGCAUGUGUUUGUGUGUGUGUGUGUUUGUCCUCAUGUAAAGAUCCACGCCUCAAAAUAUAUUUUUUGGGCAUGCAGUUUCGUCUCGUUGGGCACAGUGAGUCAAUGUGGAGUGACAGUGUUUUUGCUGGAGAAGAGAGUUUCGUCUUCAGCUCUGUCUGCUUAGAAAUGUUGACUGAGAGCAACCGACGUUUCACUGUGAAAGAAUAUGCAGGGAGGAAGACAAAGAUCGGACAACAGCAAAGGAGAUGGGACCUAAUCACUGACUGGAGGGACGGAAGCCAUGAUUCAACAAGAGCCAUUGUUCUGAAGAUAAUAAAUAAUUUUGCUUUCUCUCACUGUGCUACCAAUAAUGCCAUGAAAAUAUGUUGCGGCUUUUCUUAAAUGUACCCAGACAAGAAUGACAGACAGAAAGGCAGACUGAUAGUCAGGCAUACAGACAGACACAGAAUGAAAAUUAUGUGUGUAUUGAAAUAUUGUAUAAAGUCAUUAUAUUUAUCAAUAAAC